Drosophila pseudoobscura is the source of this 1377-nucleotide messenger RNA. RefSeq names its product transcription factor SPT20 homolog. Lineage: Eukaryota; Metazoa; Arthropoda; Insecta; Diptera; Drosophilidae. The transcript has 2 exons. The record is from RefSeq and is a predicted model, not a curated record. Bases 120 to 1283 code for a protein of 387 amino acids.
GCGCGUCCGGCGGGGUCCAACUGCCUUUUGCUGGGGCCUGCCCCUGCCACAGCUCAUUUAGCUGCGAGUCGGCGACCCGCAAACAACACGUAAAGUGCUCCAAAAAGUGCCAUUCGAAGAUGACUUCCCAUCCGUGGCUGUUACUGUCGAUGCUGGCCCUGGCCGCCACGGUGCGAUCGCAGGAAUAUCACUACCAGCGGCCGCAAGUCCCCUUCAGCGAGGUGUCAGCGCGUCACCAGCAGCCUGCCAAAUAUGUGGUCCAAACCCUGGGCCCCAACAGUCGCACCUACGCUCUGGAGUCCCACCUGGCCCCGAGUGUCUAUGAGAACCACCAGACUGUGGUCGUGAGGGCGCAGAGGGGACAGCAGAACCAGCUCGGAUAUGGAUACCAAGGCCCACAGCAGCAGCAGCAGCAGCAGCAAUAUGUGGCACCGCAGCAACAGUUCCAGCAGCAGCAAUAUGUGGCCCAUCAGCAGCAGCAAUAUGUGGCACCCCAGCUGAAUAUGCAGUAUCUGGCACCCCAGCCCGUGCAGCAGCCGGAAUUGCACUAUUCGACCUACAGAAAUCCUUUGCUGGGCAGCGGAAGCUAUCAGCAAUUCUCUUCAGCCCUAGCCGCUCCUCUCAGCACUCAGGCACUGGCUCCACCGGCACCACCAGCACCACUCAACUAUUACCAGCCUCAAGCUCAACCUCAGCCUCAAAACCAAGCCAUCGCCCAGUACCAGGGAGUACCUCAGCCCGCGGCACAGUACUUGCCACAACCGCAGAACCUGGCGCCACAGAGACUGUACUUCGCCAACCCCCAUCCCUACGCAACGGUCACCCUUCCCUCGGGGCAGCAGGUGCUGGAUGCGGGCCACGGCUCCGGUGUGCCGCCCACCGCGGUGCUGAACAAACUGCUGACCAGCACGGGUCUCACAGAGCCCGCACCGCGAAAGGGCGACCAGGUAGCCCAGUCGGAGAGCGCGUCGUUGGACGGCUACGACUACAAGCAGACGGCGUCCGGGGACACCAGAGAGUACCAGCGUUACGUGACCAACUGCCAGCCCAAUGGACAGUGCCAGCAACAGAUCUUGAGUCCAGGCCAAGUGGACCCGGGACACAAGCAGCUGCUGCAGGACAUACGCGCCGUGGCCCAUGCCCAUAUCGAGGGAUGCACGAAGAGUCCCGCGAUCUAUGUGCCCCCAGGAGCCGCGCAGAAUGGCCAGGGCCAGCUGAGGCCCAGGAACAGGCGCACCUAUGAGCGGAAGGAGGAGCUGAUCGAAAGGCAUCCCUUCAACUGAACCCUAGCCCAAAUUCAAAACUAGAUUUAAUAAUUGUUAUUGUUAGUUGAACACAUUUUUCAAUGUAAAUAAAGUGAGCGAGUCCCCUUCCUAA